ACCGCUCCUACAGUAAAUAUUUGUGUUUGCCCAGCCGGCUGUAAUGGUGGACGAGUGAGGGGAAGGGAAAACGGAAUACAACUCGAGUGAAGAGGAAAACGGUCGAAAGUCUGCUUGAAGGUCAGCCGCCGCGACUAGGACACGGGCUUCGUCGAAAAUGGAUGAACUUAAACAUCAAGUCAUGAUAAACCAGUUCGUCCUGACGGCGGGUUGUGCGGCGGACCAAGCGAAGCAGCUACUGCAGGCGGCACACUGGCAGUUCGAGACUGCCCUCAGUGCCUUUUUCCAAGAAACAAAUAUCCCAUAUGGCCAUCAUCAUCAAAUGAUGUGCACACCAGCCAACACACCAGCGACGCCCCCAAAUUUCCCGGACGCCCUCACCAUGUUCUCCCGACUCAAGGCAUCCGAAAGCUUCAACAGCAGCAGCCCCAUGGCGGCGUCCAUGGCCGCCUCACCUCCACCCCCCCAAGUCGGCGGCUGGGGGGUGUCACCGAACGUACCCAACGUGCCGCCGCCCCCGCAGGGACUCUGGACUCAGGGGCAACCCCCCACACAACCAUGCCCCGCUUGGCCCACGGGCGUCAACCCCCACGCCGGCGCCGAGCAAAAGGCUAGCGUAGCGAUGGAGGCAGAGAGAUGAAGAGUCACAACCGGGGACUGAACCCCUCGCCGCCGUCCCUUCCGCAUGGUUGGGACGGAGGCAGGGUGACCAUUUGAUAAUUUCUCUUUUCCCCCCUCCCCCAAACGAACGAACGGAUGGACGAAACAGAAUCUACGCAAAGCAAGAAAAGCGUUUAAGGAGUAAAACAAUGCAAAUAGAAACGUAAACAAAACAAAAGAUACGCACACACAUAGAAAUAAACAGUAUGAAGGUUUUUUUUCAAGAGAAAUAUUGGAAAAAAGACAAAAAAAACGUCUUGCCCAAGGAUUCUAUGUGAUGUUCAAUGACAUUCAAGGCAGCAAAUUUGUAGUUUUUUGUUCACCCCCCCUCUCCCUCCCCCUAAAAAACACUUCUUUUUACUAGCCAGUGUUUUUUUCCACUGGUCUUCUUGCGUUUCUGUCUGUGCUGCAUGACAAGAGAGGAACUUGCAAAUGCAGUCUUUUAGAGUGACUGAAUCAUCACACACUAGAGUGUGUGUGUGUGUGUGUGUGUGUGUGUAAGCUUGAGAGAGCAGGAUUGUGUUAUCAAAAUGCUUACACACCAAUAUAUAAAUCUAUAAAUGUAUACGUAAACACACACAUAAAAUCACACGUUAUCGCUUAGAGGAAAAACACCUCCAUAUUUUGUCAUCCCCAUCGUUAAGGCGGGGGCUUCUUACCUCACCUGGUGGUCACCUGACUUCUUUUUUAGCCAAUCAGGGAUUCUUCUUAAACCAACUGUUUCCUCUGACAACACAGGACAUGUUCUUUAAAAAUGUGCUUCUCCUAAAAGGCGCUAGCCGCUUUUGCUUCACGCUAUUUGCGGCCGAUUUUGAAAGCGAGUCUACUACAACUGUAUACUUUUAUGAGAUUAUGGGUUGUACAAGAAGAAAAAAAAAACAUCACUCAUGGUUUAAUAUAAUAUUGUUUGUAAAUGAUGAUAGUUUUAUUAUGUUGGAGGACUUAAGGGAGGUGGUUCUGCUAAAAAAAAAAAUAUGACUACUCCAUUUUUGUACACAAAUACGCCAUUUUGCAUGAUGUGUCUGUAACAUCUUUUAUAGCAAACAUACACGAUGUUUCCAAAGCUAAAUCAACUCACUUGAGUCAGAUCAUCUCAGACUGAUGGCAAAUUUGGUAGAGCGUCUUUGGUGGUUGGUAAGUGCAGGUUAAAAGAUGGGGGACACUUCCUGUAGGCUUCUUGGUCCCAAGGAUCAUAGGGUCACACUGAAAGGAAAAAAAAACAGUAAAUGUACAAAAAUCAUGCAAUUCCAAGAAUAAAGUAAAAAAUAUUAAGAGAAUAAAGCAAUAAUUUUUACAAACAUUAAAAAACAAACAAAGUGUGUGAAUGUUUUUGCUAAAUAUUUAAUAUGUAAUAUUUUAUAGCAAGGCUGUGGAUAGAUGGCUGGCUGGACUUUGAUCAGUAAAAUUGCAAUAAUGGCUUUAUUCUCAUAAUAUUUCACAAAGGUAUUUUUGGAGUUUUUUGUUGAAAAAUAGCAUUUCCUGAACAUUGUAGUAUUACAAUACUUUUCUCCAAACAAAUAUUCUAACUUCAUGAUUCCUUUCCUUUUUAGAAAAGUUAACACUUUAUCUUGAAACGCCAAUUUUGUUGUUGUUGUUGUUGUAUUGCUACUAUUUAUUUGACUUUCAGUGUGGCCCUUUGCCAUUUGGACUCCCUACAGACCGAAUUCUCGAUACAUCAGGGUUUUCCAAGAUGUAGAGGUGUAGUGUUGCCCAGGUUCUGGUCCUCUGAUAUGCUGAAGGUGGAGGGCAGCUCAGGGGGUGACCCUGAUUUAUGGCAAUAUAUUAUUAUUAUUAUUAUUACAUACAGGGUCCGUCCCUGCUUUUUAAUUUGUUUGUGUUAUUAUUAUUGUUGGGUUGUUUUUUUUUUUUCAUUUGAUAAAAGAAGUCGAGACACGAUAUUUUAACUAGCAGGUGUUUUUCUAAGAUUAAACAAAAGAUUUAGGGGAAUUCUGGAUAUAAUCAUGACUUAAUAACCAUGUUCCUUGAUAUGAUUUAGAUUCAACUCGAGCUUCAGUUCAUUUUCCCAAUGCUUCAUACUUUAUUUGGUUUCAAUCGGAGUGUUUCUGGGUUGGCUUGUUCAUAAAUGGUUUGUUCAUGUAUGUCCACACGCACCCCCACCCCCACUUUGUAUGACUGUAUAAGACCAUUCCCACAAUAUUUGUGGACUACCUGAUAAUUAACUUAUCAUUUUUGUGAACCUAAAUAAAUAUUGUUUGUCA
Molecule: messenger RNA, 2879 nt
Organism: Doryrhamphus excisus (bluestripe pipefish)
Lineage: Eukaryota; Metazoa; Chordata; Actinopteri; Syngnathiformes; Syngnathidae
Gene: ubald1a
Product: UBA-like domain containing 1a
Molecular function (GO): protein binding
Source: RefSeq, a predicted model, not a curated record